CUAUAUAUAAAUGUUGUUAUAUCGGCGAAGGCGUAUAGCCAACCUGUCUUUUGAUAUAUUCAGAAAUAGUAGUGCAAGACAAACAAACGACAAUCUUAAAUAGACAGAGAAAACAACUAUGCACCCUGGUUCUUUUAGGCCCCAUUUUGCCCUCUCUCUCUUUCUGUCUUGCAUUGGUGCUUAGAGAACCCACAUCUCUUGAGGGGUCAUCUUUCCUUUUGUUUAUCUCUCUGCCUUCUCUUUAUCCCUAGGAUCUUCCCUAAGCCCAGUCGCAUCUCCAAUUCACAGCUUCUCAUCUUAAGGCAUUGUGAUCCCAAAGAUCUUGUUCUAUAUAGAUCCCGGUCCUUUGGAGAUUUCUAGCACGAUAUCCCAAUUUUUGUUCAUAAAAUGGGGGUACCCUUAUCCUGUCCAUUCGCUGAUCUCGAUGAUUUGGAUAGACGGUUUGAAGCCCUUUUGGCUAGAUCAAUGAGCUUGGAUGGCAGCAAUAUGGCGACAGCCUUGCGAUCAUUUAGUUUCAAUGGUCGAGGUUCUGAACGUGCCAAUCUGAAAUCAUUCAGUUCUGGAAAUGUGUUAUUCAAAGGUUCGGUUAGCUUUAAAGGGAGGGAAUUGGGGACAAUGAUCUCAUUUAGAGCUCCUUCUAAUAUGGGGGAAAAUGUGUUUGUUAGAUCUGCUAGCCAUACAAUCAACAAAAGUGGUGAACAAUUGCCAACAGAUAGCAUGUUUGAGAAAACACCCAAAACCCCAUUGUUAGAAGAAGAAUCAGGAAACCAAAGAUCUCAGGCGGCAAUAAAGUUGCAGAAGGUGUACAAAAGUUUCCGUACCAGAAGACAGUUGGCGGACUGUGCUGUUUUAGUAGAGCAGAGAUGGUGGAAAUUAUUAGAUUUUGCUGAACUAAAGCAUAGUUCUAUAUCUUUCUUUGAAAUUGAGAAGCCACAAACUGCCAUUUCACGUUGGUCAAGAGCAAGAACCCGAGCUGCCAAGGUUGGGAAGGGUUUAUCAAAAGACAAAAGAGCUCGAAAACUUGCUCUACAGCAUUGGCUCGAGGCAAUUGAUCCACGACAUCGCUAUGGUCACAAUCUUCAGUUCUAUUAUGUCAAGUGGCUCCACUGCCAGAGUACACAACCCUUCUUUUAUUGGCUCGACAUUGGAGAUGGUAAAGAAGUCAAUCUUGAGAAAUGCCCCCGAUCAAAGCUUCAACAACAAUGCAUCAAAUAUCUUGGUCCGACAGAAAGGAAGGCUUAUGAAAUUGCAGUGGAGGACGGCAAGUUCUUCUACAAGGAAACACAGAAGCUUGUUGAUACAAGGGAAGGACCUCAAAACACCAAGUGGAUUUUUGUCCUCAGCGCCUCAAAAACAUUGUACAUUGGGCAAAAGCACAAAGGCACUUUUCAACAUUCAAGUUUCUUGGCUGGAGGGGCCACAUUAUCUGCUGGGAGAUUAGAGGUGGAGGAUGGUAUUCUCAAGGCAGUUUGGCCCCACAGUGGGCAUUAUCGGCCGACGGAAGAGAAUUUUGAAGAAUUAAUGUCAUUCCUGGAGGAGCACAGUGUAGAUCUUAGUAUUGUCCAGACAAGCCCAACAGACGAAGAAGAAGAAGCACAUGGCAAGAAGAGAAGUGGCAUUGCCAUACAAAACAGCUUAACAGAACUAGAUUUGACUAAAGUCAUUGAAGAAAUCAUUGCCAAAAGUUCUGCUCAAGAGAAAACUGAUUCUAGAGCACAAGAUUGCAAUAUUGCAGGAAAUACACGUAUACCCUUGCCACGAUUUUCCCGAAAAUUACACUCAAAGAUAACUACACUUGAAAUACCGAGAAAGGAUAAUGUGAUCAAGAUGUUCAAGAAAGAUGGACAAGAACAACAACUGGGGCCAAGUGGCAGCAUCCCAACUCCAACAGACGGGUAUGAAACAGCAGAAGAAGUUUUAUCAGACGAUGAUGAUUUCAUGAUUCCGAAACGGAACUUGUUUGAUGAGGAUGAGGAAGAAGAUUAUGAAGAUUCCGUACCAAAAGAGAAGAUUAUUCAGAGGAUAAAUUCACACAAAGGAACAGAAUCAUGUCAGUUGGCUCAGCGGUUAUCUUGCAAAUGGACGACCGGAGCUGGACCAAGGAUUGGGUGUGUGAGGGACUACCCUACAGAGCUCCAAAACCGGGCACUAGAGGAAGUGCACUUGUCUCCAAGAUGUGCUUUUUCCUCUCCAAGGAGAUCGUUCCGUCCGAGUCCUAGGGUUUUGACUCCUACAAAUUUGUGUAGAGAAACCAGUGCAGCCAGAAGUCCACUUGCUUUUGAUCAAGUGAUAUUGCAUAAAAUAUCAACACCAUAGUUUUAAUCUACAGGGUCAUGUGUUUUGAGUAUAGUAUGUAUUAGGACUUAUUUUCCAAUCUUUUUCUUUAAAAUUCUUUUACACAAUUCUUUUGUAGAUCGUAUGGCAAUGUAAAAAAGAGCAACUCGGUGUACAUUUUCCUGCUAAAGCGGACAUGGGAGGGCAAAAUGUACGCAAUUUUACUCCUAUUUCUGGAGAUCUUGUGAUAAGAUAUUGAGUGAAAAGUUAAAAGUUCAGUUCUCCUA
This is a messenger RNA of Camellia sinensis, 2561 nucleotides long. Its product is annotated as IQ domain-containing protein IQM6. NCBI's taxonomy places the organism in Eukaryota, Viridiplantae, Streptophyta, Magnoliopsida, Ericales, Theaceae. The record is from RefSeq and is a predicted model, not a curated record.